AGAGAAAGACUGCAUCUUUAGUAGAUCUGUUAAGAUUGAGGAGGUUGGAAAAUGGCCAUUGUUUGAUGUGACUCUUUGUUGUAGAGAGGACAUUAUGGUUAUGCUGAAGAUUUCAUCUUUCCUUGCUGUUUAUGCCUUGGUUAUGUGCCAGAUGGAUAGCUCCCAGGCAACCCCACUCAGACCUGGCUUAGACUCUAUAACGGAUCGAGUGACACUCAGUGAUUACGAAGCUCGGCGGUUAUUAAAUGCGUUGGUGAAAGAAUUUGUUCAGAUGACAGCGGAAGACCUGGAACAAGCGACUGAGGGGAAUAGUGUAACAGCACAGAAAAGGGCAUGUAACACAGCAACCUGUGUGACCCAUCGUCUGGCAGACUUCCUGAGCAGGUCAGGAGGAGUGGGCAAGAGCAACUUUGUACCUACCAAUGUGGGAUCUAAAGCUUUUGGGAGGCGAAGAAGAAAUGCUCAAAUAUAAACAUCUGAAUGACAUCUGGAAAAUGAUUGCCAUGAAACUGAAAUGUUAACUCCCUUUUGUUUCUAAUGAAAGCAACUCUUCUCCAUAAAUCAAGAAGGCCAAACAGAAGACUCAUUUUUUGCAUCCUUCUAAUAUUUAAAAAUGUUUUGUUAAAAACAAAUGAAAGCACUUCUGUUAUGUAUAGUACAAAACAAUCUAAUUAUUCAAGUUAAAUUAUUGUAUAUUCUUUUUAUAUGCAAUUCUAUUUCAAAUAAAAUGUGAGAGCAUCUAUUAUUUAUUUAUCUUCUAGCAUAUAUGUGAAAUGUGACCCAUGCUAUUUAUCUGGGCAAUACUGCCAAAUCUCGGGGAUUACACUAAAUUGCUGCCUGUCAAGGCAUAUCUGUAAAAUAUGGUGUGCUGUGCCUUGAUGUAAAACAUUUAACUAACAUGAUUGUACAGUAUGUUUAAAACACUUCAAUAUUGUAUCAUUUGUGAAUUUAAGCAAGAUUAAAAAAAGUAUUUUAGAUA
Trachemys scripta elegans is the source of this 979-nucleotide messenger RNA. It is a transcript of the gene CALCB, whose product is annotated as calcitonin related polypeptide beta. The record is from RefSeq and is a predicted model, not a curated record. Gene Ontology annotation, cellular component: extracellular region. Gene Ontology annotation, molecular function: hormone activity; calcitonin receptor binding. Lineage: Eukaryota; Metazoa; Chordata; Testudines; Emydidae. Bases 95 to 472 code for a protein of 125 amino acids. The transcript has 4 exons.